Molecule: messenger RNA, 2689 nt
Organism: Sitodiplosis mosellana (orange wheat blossom midge)
Lineage: Eukaryota; Metazoa; Arthropoda; Insecta; Diptera; Cecidomyiidae
Exons: 8
Coding region: 759-1856 (365 amino acids)
Source: RefSeq, a predicted model, not a curated record
CAGGUUCAUUCACACAUAAGCCAAUUGAUAUACGCAUACGGCUGUGCUGCUGCCUUUGAUUGUGUAUGAAAAUGGCCCGUGUGUACGGUGAGUGUGUAUUGCAUCUGAUGUUCAUCAAUGUAUUUGGUUCAGUACGAGCAUAAGCCAUGCAAGAACCCGAAUGUAUCGCAGAAUAAGGGUGAAUUUCGUGUGUAUGAUGAUGCGGCGCAGUGUGUAAUGAUUGUAAUAACGAAUGAUUUACUUGAAUCUCAAACAUGGCUGCCACAUCAAAUCUAAUGAUUGUCGCGAAAAAAACAACAUUGUGAACAGCAACGCGUUUGUACACACACACGUAGUGCCUACCGGAAAUUUUCGGGCUCUUUUACAUAGAAUUUUUUUUUUGUUCUUUUUCUCAUUUGGAUAACAGAACAUUUCGGAAUAAUUUGCGUGUUAGAAAAGAAAAACGGGUGAAGAGAAAAAUAGAAGGAAAAAAAAAUUAGAAAGAAACAAAAGUGAAAUUGAAGUGAAAUUGAGUCUGGUGAAAUAAAGUAAUUUCAUGCGUUUAAAAUGUAAUUGAAUUCGUUAUUUUCAUGGCACAUUUUUUGCGUACAUAUACACUCUGUUGUGAAUAACCAUUUCCACUUUCAACACAAGAUACGAGUUGAAUUUUCGUUUGAAUUUGAGCAAGGUAAAAGAGAAAAUUAAGCGGAGCAAAGGUCAAGAAUUGAUCCAAUUUUCGAAGCGGCGGGUAUGGAACAUUUACCCAACAAUCGACUAAUAUGCAACAGCCACACAAAUACAGUAUAAACGAGAAUAGCGCAUCGAGCGCCACCAACAAAAUACCAUCAUCGUUCAAGAAAGGAUCAGUGAAAAUAAAUGGUCAGGUUUCAAUUGAGCCAAAUAGACAAGAUGUGCCAACGGUUCCGCCAAAACCAGCACGUCAGGCCAUUGGAUUGAAACGUGAAAUGGGUGCAGAUACACUGAUCGCCACCGGAAAUGGCCAAAUGAAGGCAAACCAUUCGUCAUCAUCGGCGGCGGUUGCGCCAGUGGCCAGCACAACAGAAACAGAUGAAAUCGAAUUUUUACUGGAAGAGAUUAAAGACUUGGAAGCGCCCGCAUGCCGGACCGAUUCAGAACAGGACUUUGAGAUAGCCGGAAGCCGUGUCGACCUCGAUUUAUCGUUGCAAUUAGAUUCACCGAUCGAUACAUCGUGGUAUUCACACGCCUAUUUUGCAAAUGCCAUCCAAAUGCCAUCCGUACCAUGGGGAGUUCCAUUACACUGUGAUCUCCGACCACUGAAAACGCCAACCGGAAUCAUUCGAAUACUGCUUGUGAUAUCGUCGGCAGCGUGUAUUGUAUGCGAAUUUUCUGCUGGUUCUGUUCAAGUCGGUCUGUUCUUCCUACCGCUAAUUGCUCGGCUUCGAUUCAUGGUUUUUUGUGCAAUAUUUUCCUUGCUGCUAACGAGCCUUAUGCUCUUUUUGGAUAUCUCGCAUAUAGCGCUUAUGUUUCCGUUCCAUUGGCCCAAAUUGAAUGCAUAUCUUUAUUUCAUAAUCAGCAUAAUAUUUUUGAUUGGCUCGUCGUUACUCAUACACAUGGUGUUUUUUGCCCGUGAAUAUAUGUGGGUGCCAAAACAUUCAAGGGAUACAUUGUUUUUAUCAGCAAUGCUUGGAUACACGUGUGCAAUCGAGGCGAUGGUGUUAUCUGUUAUGGGAUUCUUUCCAUCGCGUCGGUAUCGACAAGUACCUGCCGAUGAAUGUGAUUGCAUCAUUGAUGAGGGUCGUGAACUAACACCGAUGAGUUCAACACACAAAUCGUUGGCCAAUUCCAAUUCAAAUUUCCACAUUGCGGCUGAUGACAUCAUCACCGAUCGACGUUAAGCCUAAGACUUUGUUUCCAAUAAAUCCAAUAUAGAAUAACAACACAAUAACUUCGAAAAAAAACGAAGAAAAAAACGAGAAACAAAGUCAUAGAAAAUCUUAGCUUAUCAUCUUUUUGUUGCAAAUAAAAAAAAUGAUUAGAAUUUUUUUUUUUGCGAAAACAUAAUGUGAGAAAUGAUGAAAAAGACAACAACAAAGCAAAACAAAGAAACAAACGAAGAAAAAUAAACUAAAAAAAAUAAUUCGAUUUUCCAGCUAUCAACUUUGACCGUUUAAUCAUGAAACCGUAGAUAUCACCAAUAGACUAGGGACAGAACUAUUUAUCAAAUACAUAUUGAUUACAAUAUAUUUUUGUACAUAAUUUAACGAGCUAAGUUAAUUUCAGUUAAUGGGAUAUAAGAACAGAAGAAGUGAACACAUAUAGACAACGUAACUAGUUACACAAUUGCAUAAUCUUUAUCGAGUAAGCCAGAUAUAUUCCACAUAUUUAAUCAGAUCAAAUUAGGAUAGAUUGAAUCUUUGGAUUAUAUAUACUCCAUAUAGAUUUUUUUUUAGAAUUCCACUUUUAAUACAUUAUAUAUAUAUAUUAAUGAUGAAAUCGGGAAAAGUCGAUGAGAAAAUGUUUUCUACUCGCAAAUUGCAUUUGAUAUAUAUGGGAAUGCACACAUUUAUCACGUAGCAAAUAAUAUGGAACAACACCAUUGUCCAGCAAAUCCAAAAAAAAAAAACAAAUUAAUUCUAGAAUGAAACGCGUCUUGUGUACUGUUUGAAUUCAAAAUUUUCCGUUUGGUCGUGAGUCGGUGAUCAAAUUCCAGCAGAAACAAAAAGAAAAA